Mesorhabditis belari is the source of this 1194-nucleotide messenger RNA. The record is from the annotation of a GenBank genome assembly. Lineage: Eukaryota; Metazoa; Nematoda; Chromadorea; Rhabditida; Rhabditidae.
AUGUUUUUUCGCUUCUUAAUCUAUUUUUUGUGCGGUAGAGUGGAAACGUUCGCUUUGAAUACACUGCUGGAUGGGUAUGACCACGAAAUAAGCCCGUACUAUGCGAGCAACAGAACAUUGGUCGUCAAUAUUUCGAUGCCGAUUCUCGUGCUCACCUACUACUACAGUCAAGAGCAAAUGGCGGCUUUCGGCCUCGAGAUUUGUCUAGAGUGGGUCGACGAAAGACUUCGUUUCAAUCCAUUCGACUACAAUAACCACACACGUCUCUAUUUGCCAGCUGCAAGAAUCUGGAUUCCUCCUUUUUAUUUAUCCAACGCAUUCUCUGCUAAAGUCACCAACCAUGCAAGGGCUCCCGAAGUGGAGGUCAGUUCAAAUGGGAAAGUUGUCUUCAAAGAGCUUCAAUACGCAAAAAUCAGCUGUGGGACCGUCGUGAAUCGUUUCCCCUUUGACCUUCAAAUGUGUAAUGUUCGGGUGAGCAACUCGAUCACCAACCAAUCGGCCAUGCAAUUCCAUGCGCGAAAAUGGGAAAACGCCGAAGUCGCGGUCUUGGCUGAGUUCAGUUUGCAGAAAUAUUUCAUACAAAGCUUAAAGCCGGAUCGUGUCGAUAUAAACCCAGAGGUCACGUUCUGUUUCGCAAUCCAGAGAAAGGCUUUUUAUUAUAUUCUCGUCAUCGUUCUCCCAUCCACUCUUAUCACGACGUUGACAAUCACCGGAGUUUUAUUGCCGACUCCAGAAGCUGAGAAAUCGGAUCCAGUAAGCAUCGGGCUUACAUCGCUAUUGGCUUUGGCUAUCACCCUGACCGUUGUCGCCGACAAUAUCCCGCGAACAACAACUGUCCCACUUAUUGUCUGGUUUCUUUUGGUUUGCAUCACUCUGUGCGUCAUAUCGAUAAUUUUCGGAUUGCUCACUGCUCGACUCAUGUCAAUGGCCAGGAAAUCGGCCAGCGUUCUUCCAAAAUUCGUCAAUUUCUUGACGGAGUACUACCAAAAGGCAAAAGUUCCCAACGACGAGAGGCCGACGAAAAACUCCCUAAAGCGGGUCAUCAAAACCUUUUCGUUCCUGGUUUUCUUGGUGAUGCAGCUGUUGUUGCUGUGCAAUCUAAUCGUCUUUUUCUCCUUUGCCUGGAACCGAAAAAACCUGCAUCUCGAUCCGAAUUUGGACAAACACAAGGAUUAUCCAUUUAUUCUUAUUUUG